Messenger RNA from Dacryopinax primogenitus, 1074 nucleotides. RefSeq lists its product as uncharacterized. Lineage: Eukaryota; Fungi; Basidiomycota; Dacrymycetes; Dacrymycetales; Dacrymycetaceae. The transcript is spliced from 3 exons. The record is from RefSeq and is a predicted model, not a curated record. Bases 1 to 1005 code for a protein of 334 amino acids. Gene Ontology annotation, molecular function: hydrolase activity.
AUGUCCUACACUUCCAAGCACGGACCUAUACAUCCCUCCGUUCUGCCUUUGUGCGACCCCGCCUAUGUUGAGUACUACAACAGCGCGAUCUUGGGCGGUAUAGCACUAGACUAUACAGCUCCAUUCGACCCCUCCAUCCGCACCGUACCCCUCUUAUCAGGAGGGGCGAAGCCGCUCGAGUGCGUGGCAGAGGAAGUCCAGAUCGGGGAGUGUAACGUUCGCGUGCUCACUCCUCCAGCUGAAGGGGGAGGGAAGCAAGUCAAGCAAGGCGGAUGGCCCGUCGUCAUCUACUUCCAUGGUGGGGGAUGGGUGCUAGGCAGCAUAGACAGCGAGAUCAGUAUCGCGACCCAACUCUGUCGUCGUGUCCCGUGCGUCGUCGUAUCCGUCAACUAUCGGCUGGCGCCCGAACACCCCUACCCAGCAGCAGUAGACGACGCCUGGUCCGUCCUUCUCUGGGUCCGUGCCCACGCCCAGGAAUACAACAUCAACCCCUCCCUGCUGGCAGUCGGUGGUGCGUCCUGCGGCGGCCAGCUAGCAGCUGUCAUCUCCCACAUGGCGGUCCUCUCCUCCCCUCCUAUUCCAAUCGCUCUCCAGCUCCUGACCGUCCCGUGCACCGAUUUAGACCCAGCGGCUCCAUACCCCUCUCGCGAGCUAUUCGCCUUAGGCCCAGCGCUGCCAGCUGCGCGCAUGAACUGGUUUUACAACCUCUUCAACGCUCCGCCCAAGGAGUGGAAGGCGAGUCCGAUCCUUGCGCCUGCGGAACACUGGGACCGCCUCCCCCCUGCGUUUGUGGUUGUCGGAGGCCUGGAUUUCCUGAGAGAUGAGGGUGUGGAGUAUGCUCGGCUGAUGAAUGAGCGCGGCGCAAAGGCGGAGCUGAAGGUGUUCGAAGGCGUGCCGCAUCAUUUCCCCUCUCUGGACGGGGUGCUUGAACAGGGGAAGGAGUAUGUGGACGACGCGGUCGACAGGGUUGCAAAGGCGUUCAAGGAGGCUGAGGCGAAACUGUGAAUGUUAGAUGCCGUUCCUCCUCUCGUGAAUGGGGAUGUACAGAUCUGUAUGUAUAGAACUGAAAGGAAG